UAUUCCAAGAUGGCGGCUCCAAAAGGAACUCUAGAGGUUCUUCAAAUACUGUCCAUCGUUUUAUCUAGUUUCGUUCUUGGUAUUAAUGGCGAAUCCAAGCACGUUAGUGCUUCGUUGAAUGCAAGAUGGUCGUGGACGCCAUUAGAGUUGGAAGCCAGUGAAUUUUUAGCGCGAGAAAGCAACGAGAAGUUUUGGAAGUUUGUAGAAUUUUCUAGAAAUAUUCAUACAAAGAGUAGUGAUUUAGAAAUAUAUCAAAGUAUAGUUAAAAAUGCAGAACAAUUGUUGAGUCCAGUAGGAUUACAAUUAUUGAAGUUUUCCUUGUCUAUACGAAGCUAUUCUCCCAAAGUCGAACUUCAUAAUAAGGUAGCCCGUGAGGUACCAGAUAUUUCUGAGUGUAGUUCAUUUGUUCAAAUUGGUUCAAAAGUAACCUGUAAAUUGCAAGAAGUUGUACAAUUGAUAGAAUCUUCUAAUGAAGUAUCACCAGUCCAGUUAUACGACUUCGAUCAUCAUUACCCAGAAUCCAACGAGAACCCAGUCAUUGUUAUUCUUUCCGGUCAUAUUGGUACCGCUGAGUUCAACUCAUUCCACGAUGACCUAUCACGCAUGGCAGCCCAGGGGAAAGUGCACUAUGUAUUACGUCAUUAUGUUAAGAACCCUCGUAAUUCCAAAGUACGCUUAUCAGGAUACGGUGUAGAACUCGCAGUCAAAAAGACAGAAUACAAAGCUGUAGACGACACCAAAGUCAAUGAAGAUGGCUCAGACACGCUGGGAAAGGAGAAGGAAGGAGACGAUGAAGUGGAAGGUUUUCUUUUUACGAAGUUAAGGAAGCUUUACCCACAUCUAAAUGAACAACUGGAUCAAUUCAGGUCCCACUUGAAAGAAAGCUCACGUGAAAUGGCUCCUCUAAAAGUCUGGCAGCUUCAGGACCUAAGUUUUCAAGCUGCUCAGAGAGUAGUCUCGUCAGACCCUAAAAGUGCCCUCCAGGUCUUGAGGGACCUCAGCCAGAACGUCCCUAAGUUAUCAAGGUCCCUCGUACGAACAAAAGUGAAGAAAGAACUAAGGGAAGAGGUUCUGAACAAUCAAAAGACGUUCAGUAAAAUUGGAAUCGAAGCUGGUGACAGUGCUCUGUUUAUAAAUGGUCGCUUGAUAGAUAUUGAGGACAUGAACCCUUUCGAAGUACUGGACCUCCUUCGUGAAGAAGGUCGUGUGUUGGACAAACUAUCUACGUUAGGGAUCUCAGGCGAGGCAUUAUCCAAACUCGCUACUCUGUCAGUAUCAGACGACCUUGAUUCAUAUGUUUUAGACACGCGUGACGACUCUGUCGUGUUCGUGAAUGAUCUUGAAAAUGAUCGAGAGUAUUCGGGGUGGCCCUCUCAUAUUCAGGAGCUUCUGAGACCGACUUUCCCAGGAAUGAUGCGCUACAUCGCCAAGAACAUUUUCCACGUAAUAUUUUUUAUUGACCCCGUGAAUUCUUUGAGUGUUGAGUUGUUGAAGAGUGCAGAGGAGUUUCUUCUUGCGUCCAUGCCCAUCAGGAUAGGUAUCGUGAUGGUAGCUGACGGCAAUCCAGGGAUCGAUGCUCGGAAAAGCAACGCCGCUGUUGCCAUAGCACGUGCGUUCUACUUCUUGAAAAACGAAAAAGACCCUCGGCAAGCAAUCCAGUGGAUUAUUAAGGCCUACAACAAAGCACCCCUAGACGACGACGAAGCGCUUGUCAGAGCUGUGUACGACAUUCUGGUGUCUUUAGUUGGCACUGACGACGCUAACGAUGUUCUUGGACCAGACUCGGAGUACGAUGAAGGGCGAAAAGAAUGGAAGAGAUUCUUUGAUCGUACUGGUUUGCAGAAACUACCUAAGGUUGUUGUGAAUGGUGUUCCUAUGAAGGAAGAGGAUCUGCUGAUUGUAGAGGAUAGUGUUAUUCGACAGGUUCUUAUGCAGACUGGUUCGCUUCAGCAGGCGGUCUUCAUGGGUCAACUUCAUCAAUAUUCCAACAUCUACGACCACGUGAUGUCCAAGCCUAACGUCGUCAAGCGAAUGAAUCAAGUGAUUCAGUCCCACGACCUCAGCGUGGUGGACCUGACAGGGCCCAAAGAAGCCGUGAAAAUCAACCUGGAUGAUUUUGAUAGCUUCAACAAGCUGGACACAAGCCAGAUGGUCAGUGGAAUAGAGACAAACAUGAACUACUUCACCAAGACGGACGACGAAAUGAGCCUCAAACCUAUCACUGCCUGGGUGGUUAUGGAUGUAGCCAGUGCGCAUGGGCGAAAGCUUCUUCAAGGUGCAUUACAGCAAAUGAAAUCUUCUUCCGACAUUCGUAUCGGAAUCCUUCACAACCCAAGUGUAAAGCUGGUUGCUGAGCCCGGCAAGAAACUGUACCUAACUAGGGCGGUUCAAGCCGUUUUACAAUCCAAGGAUCACGUGACACCUGCUAUGGUUGACUUUAUGGAAAGACUGCUGAACAGUGGGAAUGACUUCGAGAAGCUUGACAAAGAUUUUGAGGCAAUUCUACAGUUCAUCAAGGAUUCCAAGGAUUUGAAACACCUGAAAAUAGAAGAAAUCUUGAAGGACGAAAAAUCGUCCCUAGGAAGAAUUAAGUCUCAUCAAAAAUUCUGCAAAUCAGUGCUUGGAUUAAAACUAGGAGAGACUGCAGUCAUCGCUAAUGGAAGGGUACUGGGUCCACUGAAAGAGAGCGAGGUGUUUAUCAAAGAAGACUUCCAGUUACUAGAAGACUUUGACAUGAAUUCAUACGGCAAACAAGUCAAGGAUAUCGUGGAUAAUAUGGCGUUUAAAGAUUUGUCACCAGAUGAUGAUACAAGUGAAUACAGAAGUAACGCCAUCAUGAAGAUUUCUUCCAUACUGAGUGCUCGUGAGAAGAAAUCAAGAAUCGAGAUUCCUGUUUCAGAAGUCGAGCACAGUGCUGUUCACAUCAAGAGCGAGGCUGAAGCCAGUAUGAAUGUGGCGUUGAUUCUCGAUCCUCUCACGAAGGUUGCACAGAAGGUGGCCCCUUUUCUUAUGGUUUUACAAAACGUUACCAACCUAAACAUCAACAUCUACAUGAACUGUAGAGAGAAACUGUCUGAAUUCCCGCUUAAUCGCUUCUAUCGAUAUGUCCUUGAACCUCACCUGACAUUUGACACCAAUGGGAACCUAGAGCCAGGCCCUUACGGACUUUUUACGGACUUGCCCCAAACCCCUCUCCUCACCAUGGCAAUGGAUACACCGUUGGGAUGGAUGGUGGAAGCAGUGUGGACUCCUCACGAUUUGGACAACAUUUACUUGGAAGAGGUUAGCAAAGGCGUUAGUGCUGACUUUGAGCUGGAAUACAUUUUUAUUGAAGGCCAUUGCUCAGAUUAUCUGUCUGGUCAACCUCCUCGUGGUUUACAGUUUACUCUGGGGACCAAAGCCAAGCCAGACAUGUUUGAUACAAUAGUCAUGGCAAACUUGGGUUACUUUCAACUCAAGGCUUACCCGGGUUCUUGGGUACUGCGCGUGCGCGAAGGAAGGUCUGCUGACAUCUACGACAUUGACAGUGUUAGUGGAGGAACUAAACAAGAAGGAACGAACAACUACACCAUUUUUAUUGACAGUUUUGUUGGCAAGCUAAUGAAAGUCAAGGUGAAGAGAAAACCAGGAAUGGAGGGAGUAGAUCUUUUAGCCGAUUCAGACGAAGAAAAAGGAGGAGGAGGAGGAUUGUGGGAUUCUUUAUCAAGCAUGGUUGGUAGCGAGAAGAAAAAAGACAAAGUAGAAGAUGAGAAAAUCAUCAAUAUCUUCUCUCUGGCUUCAGGUCAUCUUUAUGAACGAUUUAUGAGGAUAAUGAUGUUAAGUGUCCUUAAGCAUACCAAAAGUAAAGUCAAGUUUUGGUUCCUCAAGAACUACUUAUCGCCUACUUUUAAGGCGUUCCUUCCUCUCAUGGCCAAGGAAUAUGGCUUCGAAUACGAGUUAGUUCAAUACCAGUGGCCACGAUGGCUGCACGCCCAGACAGAAAAACAAAGAAUUAUAUGGGGGUAUAAGAUCCUCUUCCUUGAUGUGCUUUUCCCUCUCCACGUCAAGAGGAUUCUUUUCGUCGAUGCUGAUCUGAUUGUUCGUGCUGAUUUACAGGAACUAAUGGACAUGGACCUUGAGGGAUCUCCAUAUGCUUAUACUCCUUUCUGUGAUAGCAGAACUGAGAUGGAGGGUUUCAGGUUUUGGAAGCAGGGCUACUGGAGAAGUCAUCUUGGGUACAGAUCGUACCACAUCAGUGCACUGUACGCUAUUGAUUUGAAGAGAUUCAGGCGAAUGGCUGCCGGUGAUCGUCUUCGUGGACAGUACCAGGGAUUAAGUCAAGACCCUAACAGUCUUUCAAAUCUUGACCAGGAUCUCCCUAAUAACAUGAUUCACCAGGUGCCAAUCAAAUCCUUGCCUCAGGAAUGGCUAUGGUGCGAGACAUGGUGCAGUGAUGAGUCACUCAAAACAGCCAAAACUAUUGACUUGUGCAAUAAUCCACAAACCAAAGAGCCCAAACUAAAAAGCGCUGUCCGUAUAGUGAAAGAAUGGCCAGAAUACGACGAAGAGAUUCGACGACUGCAGAAUAAACUAGCAGCAGAGUCCAUGGACAAACCAACAGAACCAACAACAACAGCAGGAUCUACCAAAACAUCCAAAGAAGAACUCUAAACAUCAUUUCAUUAGUAUCAUUUCUUACUUUAUUUUCACUAAAGACUAUGAAAAAAAGUGUUAAAAGUAUGCGAAAUGAACCAUGGAUGCGUAGCCCAUUUGCAUUUAAUACUAUUUAAUGCUUUCUCUUCUAUUCUUUACAAAAGCUACUUUUCCUAGCUUGUGUUCAUUAUCCAGCCACCACUCGUCUAGUCGACCGCAUCCUGUGUUCAUCGAUCGCGGUCGAUAUUAGUCGACUGAGGUCGGUAUUCAUAGAUUACAGUCGACAUUCUUUUACCAAUAAUGUUUGUAAACUAAAGUCGGGGUUUGUUGGUCAUGGUCGAUAUUCAUCGACCAUUGUUGGUAUUUAUCGACCACAAUCAGUAUCUGUUAACCCUCCUUCAAUCGAUCAUGACCGGUAUAUAUCGACCGUUGUUGGUAUUUAUCGACCACAAUCAGUAUCUGUUAACCCUCCUUCAAUUGACCAUGCCCGG
Messenger RNA from Actinia tenebrosa (Australian red waratah sea anemone), 5123 nucleotides. Its product is annotated as UDP-glucose:glycoprotein glucosyltransferase 1. Gene Ontology annotation, molecular function: UDP-glucose:glycoprotein glucosyltransferase activity. Gene Ontology annotation, cellular component: endoplasmic reticulum. Lineage: Eukaryota; Metazoa; Cnidaria; Anthozoa; Actiniaria; Actiniidae. Gene Ontology annotation, biological process: ERAD pathway. The record is from RefSeq and is a predicted model, not a curated record.